AAGUCGAGCAGAAGCCACAGAGAGGGGUUUGAAAGAAGCUCGGGCUGUGCUGCUUCAUAGCUUUGAUACGGGGACUGCGAGCCGAUAACAGAUGAUUAACAUAGAAACACAUUGUUUGUGUGUAGCGAGUAACGAGGCGGCGCUGGACAUGUCGACAUCAUUGCUCUCGCAAUAGCAAGCGCUGUGCUCUUCAUUUUACUGUUAGAACCGGGUGACAGUCUGUCUAAACCGCUGCUGCAAUGAUUCAGAAAACCCGUGUGGAUAGAGCAAGACCCACAUUAUCGAUUGAUUAAGUUACAUUGCUUCAGUAACACUGCUGCAGCAAUCUCAGGGAAUAAAGCACACGCGAUUUUUCAGUUUUGCAAAGUGCACGAGAGGGGGGGGUGGGGGUUUAAUUAUAAAAAGGAAAGCAAUGUUGUCAAAACUAAACCUGUACAUUUAGCAGUAAAAAAAUAAUCGUAUCUGAUCUGCGAGUUAAAAGUAAAUUCACUGCGGAGCGCCGAGACUAUGCCUUGGAACGCCAGGGCACCGAGCAGCUGCGGCAGGAGCGACUACAAGACCGAGAAGCAAUGCAAAAAAACCUCCUUCGCUUUCUACCAGGCUGUGCGAGACUUGCUGCCGGUGUGGGUCCUGGAGGACACGAGGACUAUGGAGGCGUUUCACUGGGAAGAGGACGGGAGGGCAUGCGCCUACUCCCCCUCGGAGGCGCUGCUGUACGCCCUGGUCCACGACCACCAGCCGUACGCGCGGUACCUGCUCGCCAAGUACUCGGGAAGCGCCCUGGACAUGCCAAGCAAGAGCUUCUGCUGCCGCUGCCGCUGCCAGUCGGGCUCCUCGGCGGCGCCUCACCUCGCCAUGGCAGUGCGCUACAACCGCAUCAACAUACUGAAAAUGAUUCUAAAAACCCUGAAGGAGGACUUUGCCGAAAGCGACCGGGACGGCUACAUGAACCGACGGGGCUGCGUUCACGCAGAAGGAGGCAAAACGCCCCUGCAUCUCGCGUGCGACCUGGCCAGACCCGAGUGUUUGGUUCUGUUGCUAGGACACGCCGCGUCUCCAUAUGUCACGGACUGCAGCGGCGACACCCCCCUGGACACGCUGCUGCAGCAGAUCCGCCAGAGCGAGCUCGACACGCUCCUCAAGCGCGCCUGCCUCAGCCACCUGACACUGUUCAUGCCGGAGCUCAGGUUCAAAAUGAAAAAACAGCUUCUGGACAACGAGGGGCUGUGGCAGAGCUUGGUGGGAGAGCAAACCUUCCAGUGGCUGUCAGGACAGUCCCCUCCCUCCCUGUUUAUGAGCUCCAUGCAAAGCCUGAUCAGGACAAUCUCUCCGGAACACUUUCCCGAGGGACUGGAUGCGCUGCCGGUGCCAGACUUUCUGAAACCUUUGGACUUCAGGCUGCAUUAAGCCUAGAAAAUAAUAAUAAUAAUAAUAAUAAUAAUAAUAAUAAUAAUAUAUAACAUGACUUUAAAACGGAGUUUAAUUUUUUAAUAUACAGUUUUAAUAUAAGGAAAUAUGACUUAGGGAUUCAUAUACAUUGUAUAUUUGUGUUUGGUUGUUCAUGUCCGGGUUUGUAGUAGAGAGGGCAGGGAAGACACAGUUUGGAAUCUGUUACAUUGUUUUACAAGAGCCUGGAAGCAACGCAAUGAUGCAGUGUUUGCAAACACUUCAAUAAAAACAAGUGGCUACACUGAA
Acipenser ruthenus (sterlet) is the source of this 1695-nucleotide messenger RNA. Its product is annotated as ankyrin repeat domain-containing protein 9-like. The transcript has a single exon. NCBI's taxonomy places the organism in Eukaryota, Metazoa, Chordata, Actinopteri, Acipenseriformes, Acipenseridae. The record is from RefSeq and is a predicted model, not a curated record. Gene Ontology annotation, molecular function: protein binding. Bases 508 to 1407 code for a protein of 299 amino acids.